Molecule: messenger RNA, 1132 nt
Organism: Hirundo rustica (Barn swallow)
Lineage: Eukaryota; Metazoa; Chordata; Aves; Passeriformes; Hirundinidae
Gene: MRPL1
Product: mitochondrial ribosomal protein L1
Exons: 9
Coding region: 26-1021 (331 amino acids)
Source: RefSeq, a predicted model, not a curated record
GCGGACACCAGGGCGGCUCGGCAAAAUGGCGGCGCCCAGCGCCCGCUGUCUGUGGCGAGCACUGGCCCCGCGAUGCGGGUGGGUCCUCCCCGGGCUGGAGCAGCGCCUCGCCGUCCCCGCCGUGCCGAGCCCCGCAGCCACCCGGUCCUACGCGGCUGCAGCCAAACCUGCCAAAAAAGAUGCCAAGAGGACCAGGCAGGAGAAGGUGAAGAAGCCCCCGCCUCGGAGGCGGCCGCUGAUGACCAAGCCCGUGGAUGAUGUGUACCUGACGUGGCUCUACAGGAGACCCUCCUACGAGCUGGAGCAGGCCGUGGGCAUGCUCAAGAGAUUCCAGGAGCUGGACUUCACCCACCCCAAGCAGUUUGUGUACAUCAAUGUGUUCCUGGAUAUGGCACUGCAGAAGAAGAAAAGAGUGGAUCCUUUUUCCAGCAGUGUCACUCUCCCCCAUCGCUUUACGGAUGAAAUGAACAAGGUUUUGGUGUUCACAGAGAAUGUGCAAGAAGCUGAAGUAGCUCGAGAGCAUGGAGCUGCCAUUGUGGGAGGAGUUGAAUUAAUCAAAUGGAUCUUGGAGGAUGAAAUCCAGGCCGAUUUCUACGUGGCUGUCCCUGCCAUAAUACCCAAGCUGAUUCCCCUGAGGAACAAACUGAAGCGGAAGUACCCCAGCACCCGCAGAAACUCCCUGGGCAGCGACAUCCCCAAAAUGCUGCAGUUCUUCAGAGAAUGUCACGAGUACGCGGUAGAGGACGAGAGUAUAAUCAAGACAAGAGUAGCCAGACUGGAUAUGCCUACUGAGCACAUAAUUGCCAAUCUGAAAACAAUUAUCCACGAUAUCUGCACCUUCAAGCCAUCAAAUUUCGAUCCCAUUGUGCAGAGGUUGGUUAUCAGAUCUUCCACCAGUGAAGGUUUGCUGCUGAACCUCGACGGAAUCCUGCCUCAGGUGGAGAAAGUAGAAGAAAAAGAGGAAGAAAAUGCAGUUGAUGAGGAUCAACAAAAACCUGUCCAAGAAUCUGUUAGUACCUGAUGUCUUUUUCCUUGUAGACCUGAUGGUCGAGCUCGGGAAGCAAAUGGUGUCAUUCAAAUCAUGCUCUGUGAAAACAAAAAAUAAAUGGAACCUAUGGAUUUCAUGUGUAAA